Messenger RNA from Panicum virgatum (switchgrass), 1426 nucleotides. RefSeq names its product mitochondrial substrate carrier family protein B-like. Gene Ontology annotation, biological process: transmembrane transport. Bases 150 to 1136 code for a protein of 328 amino acids. NCBI's taxonomy places the organism in Eukaryota, Viridiplantae, Streptophyta, Magnoliopsida, Poales, Poaceae. The record is from RefSeq and is a predicted model, not a curated record. The transcript is spliced from 8 exons.
CGGUUGAUAUAUUGUGACUGCAGAGAAAAGUCAAGAAGGCCGACUGCAGAGGAUCUCAUUCCCUCCUCGGGGCGGCCUCGGCGCCGCAACCCGCGCGGCGCGUUCACACUUCACACCGGCGAACCCUAGCCCGCCCCUAUCCGGGGGGGAUGCAGACGGAGGCGCGCGUCGGCGUCGUCAUCGACGGCGGCGGCGGCCGCGCCGCCGUCGCCCUGCGCCAGGAGCAGCGCCACAUCGGCACGGUGGCGCACCUCGCCGCCGGAGGCUUCGCAGGCGCCGUCAGCAAGACGUGCACCGCCCCGCUCGCGCGGCUCACCAUCCUCUUCCAGGUGGCAGGUAUGCAUGCAGAUGUUGCAGUUCUAAGGAAGUAUAGCAUAUGGCAUGAGGCUUCACGAAUUGUUCGAGAAGAAGGGUUUCGAGCCUUUUGGAAAGGAAAUCUAGUGACAAUUGUACAUCGCUUACCUUAUUCUGCCAUCAGCUUCUAUUCAUAUGACUGCUACAAAAUUCUUCUCCAAAUGGUCCCAGGCUUGGAUAGAGAAUCAAACAAUGUUGGUGUUGUACGUUUGCUUGGUGGUGGGUUGGCGGGAAUAACAGCCGCAUCUGCAACUUACCCGUUGGAUGUUGUCCGUACUCGUUUGGCGACACAGAAAACAACUAGGUAUUACAAGGGCAUCUUCCAUGCGAUGUCUACAAUUUGUAGAGAUGAGGGUGUCAAAGGAUUGUACAAAGGCCUUGGGGCCACGUUACUGGGAGUUGGACCUAGCAUAGCAAUCAGCUUUUCUGUAUAUGAAUCACUGAGGUCUCACUGGAAAAUGGAAAGGCCCCACGACUCUACUGCGGUUGUUAGCUUGUUUUCUGGAAGCCUAUCUGGCAUUGCAUCAUCGACAGCCACAUUUCCUCUUGAUCUUGUAAAACGGCGGAUGCAACUACAAGGAGCAGCUGGGACAUCUUCUGGCCAUAAAUCAACAAUUACUGGAACUGUUCGUGACAUUUUGCAGAAGGAAGGCCCUCGUGGCUUUUAUAGAGGGAUCGCCCCUGAGUACCUCAAGGUUGUUCCUAGUGUUGGCAUUGCCUUUAUGACAUACGAGACACUGAAGAGCUUGUUCUCCAGCAUGGACGCGGAUAACGGGAGCUGAUGUUUUCCAUUUUACAGAGAGGUUAAACUUUAGUGAAAAGUUUUAGCCAUAGGUCCACUGUCAGAAACUAAGUGCAUCAGAGUGGUUACAUGGCCGGCAGUGUGGCAGUUUUGUAGUUAUUGGUAGGAUAAAGGAAAAUGUUACCGCGCGUGGAGUCGCGCUCGCGCCGGAGCACGCGACCCCGCGCAGCCCACCAGCGUCCAACUAUGGCCUGCAUUGACUUCUGGUUUGGGCUUAUUUGAUUGGCCUGCAUUGACUUCUAUUUUGGGCUUAUUUGAUUGGUUUUACAC